This is a messenger RNA of Amaranthus tricolor (Joseph's coat), 2099 nucleotides long. RefSeq lists its product as uncharacterized. The coding region runs from base 330 to 1766 and encodes 478 amino acids. The record is from RefSeq and is a predicted model, not a curated record. The transcript is spliced from 5 exons. NCBI's taxonomy places the organism in Eukaryota, Viridiplantae, Streptophyta, Magnoliopsida, Caryophyllales, Amaranthaceae.
AUUAAUUAAAUUAAUUUACAAGUUAUUAUUAUUAUUCUCCUCCAACCCCAUCACUGUUUUUCAGCCAAUAACCACUCUGCCUCUUCUCACACACCUUCCACCCUUCUUUCUCUCUCUUACCUCCUUCUUAUUUCAGUUUGCUUCACAGUUGUUGGGUGUCAAUAUUAUUAUGGAUUCCAUAUUAAUUUGUUCUUUGAUUAGAUCUACUCCACUUUUACUACUUCAGAUUUGAAUUCUUCACUCUUUUUUAAUUUCCAUUUAGUUCCUUGACAUAAUUUUAUUUAAGAAGUUUUGUGCUUAUCUUCUGGGUAAUCAAAGAGACCAGCCUGAUGGGUUCUCGAUUCCCAUCUCAUAAGCUCAGUAAUGGGCUUUAUGUGUCAGGACGCCCUGAACAACCCAAGGAAAGACAACCUACUAUGAGUUCUGUGGCCAUGCCUUAUACCGGAGGUGAUAUUAAAAAGUCCGGGGAGCUUGGGAAGAUGUUUGAUAUACCUGUAGAUGGGUCGAGGUCACGUAAGUCUGGACCUAUCAGUAGUGCUCCUAUGAGGACAGGAUCAUUUGGAGGAGCCGCUUCUCACUCUGGCCCGAUUAUGCAGAACUCUGUGAAUAGGGUUUCUUCUGGUAAUGUUAGCGGUUCUGGUUCAGCGUCCAUGAAAAAAACUAAUUCUGGUCCACUCAACAAACACGGCGAGCCUGUGAAAAAGUCUUCGGGUCCUCAGGCUGGUGGAGGCGUUUCUCGUCAGAAUUCUGGCCCUCUUGCGCCAGUUCUUCCCACCACAGGCUUGAUAACUUCAGGUCCGAUUUCAUCAGGCCCCUUGAAUUCUUCAGGAGCUCCUCGAAAGGCUUCUGGUCCUCUGGAGUCCAUGGGUUCCAUGAAACAUCAUACUGCAUCAAUUGUAAACAACCAGGCUGUGACAAAACUUAAUCAAGAGGAUGAGUACUCGUUCUACAAGAGCUUCCCUAAGUCUAUUUUGUAUGCCAUGGUUCUGCUAUUUGUUAUGGGUUUUAUUGCUGGUGGUUUCAUUCUUGGAGCUGUGCACAAUCCUAUUCUUCUCAUUGUGGUGGUGGUGCUAUUUAGUGCGGUUGCAGCUGUCUUUACAUGGAAUACUUGCUGGGGAAGGAGAGCUAUAACAGGAUUUAUCGCUCAAUAUCCAGACGCUGAGCUUAGAACAGCGAGAAAUGGACAGUUUGUCAAAGUGUCUGGGGUGGUAACUUGUGGAAAUGUACCUCUUGAAUCAUCAUUUCAAAAAAUUCCUCGUUGUGUCUACACUUCAACUAGCUUAUAUGAGUAUCGAGGCUGGGAUUCUAAAGCUGCUAACCCCAGUCAUCGGCGUUUUACUUGGGGGCUCCGGUCACUUGAGCGGCAUGUGGUUGAUUUUUACAUUUCCGAUUUUCAAUCUGGAUUGAGAGCUCUGGUCAAGACGGGGUAUGGUGCUAGAGUGACUCCAUAUGUUGACGAAUCUGUCGUCAUUGAUAUUAAUCCAUCAAACAAAGACAUGUCACCUGAUUUUGUUCGGUGGUUAUCCGAGAGAAACCUCUCUAGUGAUGACCGUGUCAUGCGCUUAAAAGAAGGGUACAUCAAAGAAGGUAGCACCGUGAGCGUGAUGGGAGUGGUACAACGAAACGAUAAUGUGCUAAUGAUAGUUCCUCCGCCAGAGCCGUUGCCAACAGGGUGCCAGUGGUCUAAAUGUAUACUCCCGGCAAGCCUCGAAGGUAUCGUAUUGAGAUGUGAAGACACCUCGAAGAUCGAUGUUAUUCCGGUGUGAAAAAGAAAAAGAAAAAGAAAAAGAAAAAGGGUAUUACUAAUUAGGAAUGAAUGAAUCUCACAAUACUAUAUUGAGAUUUGAUGACUUGUUUAGUGGGUGGUUGUGAUGUUAUGUUGGUAUUUUUUUUCUUUUUAAUUUUUUGUUAAUUUCAGUGUGUAUAGCUUUUACAUAAUUUCAUUUCAUGUUAUGAGUUGGGAUUUUAGAGAUCUUUUGUAAUUGAGAAUGGCAAUGCAAAGAAAACAGUAUGCCUCUUCAAGUGAUUGAGAAAAUUGGGUGAUAUGUUUAGAUACGUUCAUCAUAUUUUUGAGUAAUAUUGUUCCUUUAUUAUUUUGA